Cutaneotrichosporon oleaginosum is the source of this 2166-nucleotide messenger RNA. RefSeq lists its product as uncharacterized. Gene Ontology annotation, molecular function: MAP kinase activity; ATP binding. Lineage: Eukaryota; Fungi; Basidiomycota; Tremellomycetes; Trichosporonales; Trichosporonaceae. Gene Ontology annotation, biological process: intracellular signal transduction; protein phosphorylation. The record is from RefSeq and is a predicted model, not a curated record. Gene Ontology annotation, cellular component: cytoplasm; nucleus.
AUGGCUCCUCCCUCUCGCCCUCGGUCUCCACCGGUCACACAGUCGCACCAGCGCACAGGAUCAAAUGCUUCCCAAGUCUUGCCUUCCACUACCACGCCCCAGACAGGCGCAAGCCGCUUAGCUGCUGCCGCAGCCGCCGGUUCUAAACGCCGGGAAGGGCGCGAGCUCAAAUAUGGCGAGGACGAGCACCCCCUGUCUGAGCAGAACCUCUCAGCUCGAGGUUACCACUCUUUGCACGCCAUGAAGCAUGUCUUCCACGUGCCUAAUCGCUGGAAGCUCUUGCGUGCCCUGGGCCAAGGAGCCUAUGGCCUCGUCGUCUCCGUUCAGGACACCCUAAGUGGAGAGCCCGUCGCAAUCAAGUGCAUCACACGCGUCUUUGACAAGCCCAUCCUCGCACGCCGCGCUCUGCGUGAAAUCACUUUGCUGCGUCACUUUGGGGAACAUGAGAACCUAACCGGGCUUAUCGACCUCGACAAUGUCUGGGACGGUUACAACGAAAUAUACCUCUACAUGGAGCCGAUGGAGGCCGAUUUGCACCAGAUUGUGCGAUCUGGCCAGACCCUCUCGAAUCACCACAUCCAGUUCUUCCUCUAUCAGCUCCUCCGCGGCAUGAAGUACAUUCACACGGCCAACGUUAUCCACCGUGACCUCAAGCCUGGAAACUUGCUCGUCAACUCUGAUUGCGAACUCAAGAUUUGCGAUUUUGGUCUCGCCCGUGGCUUCAAGCCUGUUGGAGAGCAGGUCGAUGAGCUUCGUCUCACAGAGUAUGUGGCCACCCGUUGGUACCGCGCACCGGAAAUCAUGCUCUCAAAUCGCCGUUACACCACCGCCAUUGACGUUUGGUCCAUCGGAUGCAUUUUGGCCGAGCUGCUUGGCGGCAAGCCUGUCUUCAAGGGAAAAGACUACGUUGACCAGCUCAACCUUAUCUUGGGUGUGCUCGGUACCCCCGAUGACGACACGCUCAAGCGCAUGAGCUCUGAAAAGGCGCGUGCAUACCUCAAGACGCUCCCGUAUAGCCCACGUGUGGCUCUCGAAGACGUCUUCCCUGAUGCGGAACAUGAUGCCGUUGACCUGCUGAGCAAGCUUCUCGUCUUUGACCCCGAUGAGCGCAUCGACGUCACGACUGCUCUUCAGCACCCUUAUGUGGGCACUUACCACGACCCCGCAGACGAGCCGUCUUGUCCUGCUGUCUUUGACAAGUGGGAGGAGGUUGAGGGUCUCCAGACCGUCGACGAGCUGCGUGAAGCCAUCACCCGCGAGAUCGCCGAGUACCGCGCUGAGGUCCGUGGGUUGGCGGAGCUCGCCGACGGCUUUGAUGACGAGUACGAAUAUGACGAGGACGAGCUCGAGGCGGAUGGCGAGCUGUACGAGGACGAGGUCGAGGAGCUCGUGCAGGAGCCUGAGAUUGACGAGUCGGUCGAGGCCGUUGCUGUGCCGCAGACACGGUUUGCCGACUCGCAACGGGAAGACUUGGGUAUUCAGCCCGCACUCUCACCCAACGCCUCCCCUCGUGUGCGCCGCGUCACUCUACCGAACCAGAGGAGAGUUUCUCGGCGCGACGAGUCGCCUGCCACGCCUGUCACGAACGUGUCAGAGGAGUCCUUCGGUCACACCCCUGGCGCGGGUGCUCGCCCGACCCACUCGCGCCGCUCCUCGACUCAGUCCACGCAGUCGGUCACGCACCGGCGGUCCAUGAGCUUCCUCUUUGGCGGUGUGGGAGGCAUGACUUCGCUGUCCAUGUCUUCGACGAAGGGUGCUGCGGGAGGCAACGCCGUCGACGACACGGCCGUCUCCAGCGCCGAGUACACUGCGAACAGCAUGCGGCGCAGCCGCGCCCCGAGCUCGACGGUCGACGCGCUCCGCCCGCUCAUCAGGCAGCUAAGCGCGAGCAAUCUCGCCGACAUGCGCAUCAACACGGACGACCAGCCGCUGCACUCGGACAAGUCGCCGCGGCCGGGCAUGAUGAUCUCGCGCCGCAGCUCGCGCGGCUCGCGCUCGGACCGCUCCCGGCGGCCCUCGAGCGUGUGUCUCGCGACCGAGACUGCGUCGUGGCGGCAAGAGGCUCGGGAAGAGCACGAGCACGCGACCGAGGAUGCGGACGAGACGGCGACGGAGCAGCCGCCGCCCACAGAGGACACGGCCGUGGGGACCCCGAGCAUUAAUUAG